This is a messenger RNA of Trichoderma breve, 1191 nucleotides long. RefSeq names its product methyltransferase domain-containing protein. The transcript is spliced from 2 exons. The coding region runs from base 1 to 1191 and encodes 396 amino acids. NCBI's taxonomy places the organism in Eukaryota, Fungi, Ascomycota, Sordariomycetes, Hypocreales, Hypocreaceae. The record is from RefSeq and is a predicted model, not a curated record.
AUGAAUGUCCCAACACGCCGCCUUGCCACGGCCGUGGUGGGCUUUUCACCCUUGCAAUCCCGCCUUGCAAGCUCUUCCGUGCGCCAAGCUGUGAAAACUCCUCCAGCCAAACCUCCCACUGCUCCUCCGGCGUCCCGCGUUACGAAAUCAUAUAAACCCACACAAAAACCCAAUAUCUCUUCUUCAGCUCCACCACCUCCUCCUCCACCUCCUCCCAAAGCAGACACUCUCCUCGACAUCUGGCGCCGUGCCUGGCUCCCCCUAACCGGUGCCUCUAUUCUCGCGGGCUUUCUAGGCUUCUAUAUUCUCGGCACCACAGUCGCAACAGUCAAGUCUUCCCCUUGCUCCUCCUCCACCCCCUGUGAACAUGCCACGCCCACCGGCCGUCCCCCCGCCCUGAGCGGCGAUAAUGCCGAGCAGUUCGACAAGGAACUCAACCUCCCAGAGUGGUGGAUGGGCAUCACCAAGCUGCGCAAGAAGCUCGCCGUCCACGCAAAGGGUACCGUGCUCGAGCUCGCCAUGGGCUCUGGCCGCAACCUGGAGUACUACAACUGGGAGCCCCUAAGCACUGCCGUCGAGGCUGCUAGGACUGGCAACAUCCCGCCACCAAAGAUACCCCAGGGCAUCACAUCCUUCACAGGGCUAGACAUCUCCAUUGACAUGCUCGACGUGACCCGAAAGAGGCUCGCCAAGUCCGUUCCGCCCAUGGCCGCCUCCGCGCCCAUCGUUAAAGCCUCGUCCAUGGCCGAUCACACAGGAGGCCAACUCUCCUUUUUAGAUGGCCACGUCCGCCUCGUCAACUCGGAUGCGCACCACCCGCUCCCCUCCCCCGCUCACACCGACAAAUACGACACCAUCAUCCAGACCUUCGGCCUCUGCUCCGUCUCCGACCCCGUCGCCGUGUUAUCCAACCUCGCUACUGUUGUCCGACCUGGCACCGGCCGAAUCAUCCUGCUGGAGCAUGGGAAGGGCUAUUACGGACUAGUGAAUGGUUUGCUGGACAAGAAUGCUGGAAAGCACUUUGCAAAGUACGGAUGCUGGUGGAACAGGGACAUCGAAGCCAUUGUCGAGGACGCAGUGAGUGCGACGCCUGGCCUGGAGGUGGUUAAAAUCGAGCGGCCAAACAUUACACAGAUGGGAACCCUCGUCUGGGUCGAACUGAAGAUGGCAACCAAGGACAGGACGACAUGA